Aphidius gifuensis is the source of this 2675-nucleotide messenger RNA. RefSeq names its product peptidyl-prolyl cis-trans isomerase FKBP8. Lineage: Eukaryota; Metazoa; Arthropoda; Insecta; Hymenoptera; Braconidae. Bases 1384 to 2502 code for a protein of 372 amino acids. The record is from RefSeq and is a predicted model, not a curated record. The transcript is spliced from 5 exons. Gene Ontology annotation, molecular function: protein binding; peptidyl-prolyl cis-trans isomerase activity.
CCAAAUACAAGUGACAACAUGAUGUUAAUUAGACUUCAUGUGAAUCACUAAAGCAGUUGUCAACAACAAACUUAGGUGAAUCCUUUUCCAGACCAUUGCUUGAUGUAAUCAUAGAUAAAUAUACCACUGACAAUAAAAGUUUAUUCAAGUUACAAAGUCUAAUAAUACCAAAUGUUUACCAAGUGAUGAGCAGCAGAUUGAAUUGCCACUAGUAAACUUGGAUAAGGAUCAUUUAGUAUCAAUUCUUGCUGAUGAAUUACAAGCAGAAAUAAUAAAAAAAUAUAAUGAAGGAGUUAUUAAAUUUAAUUUCAUGCUUCAAAAUCAACAUUGUCUUUAUCACCACGAAAUUUCGAGUUUAAACUAGAAAACAAAAAAUAAAUAUUAGUUUAGACUGCGAAUUACGAGUUCAAUAAGAAAAAAGGAUACUGUCAGAAAGACAACGAGAAAAAAUUAAAAACAAGUUUAACAAGCUUCUUAAUGUAUUCGGAAAAUUGUCCACUUUUAAAAAACCUUUUAAUUGAGUUAUUUUAUUCAUUUAUUUAUAGUAUGCGACAGGCAAAAGCCUACUAAAGCCAGAAAAAUAUAUUUUGUUGUCAGAUAAAAAAUUGUAUUCGAUUAUUUUAUUUUUAUAUUGAAAAAGAAAAAAUUAUAUUAUUCUUCUUCUUCUUUUGUUUCACUUUUUUACAACUAUUUAUAUUAAACUGUCUGAUAACUUUGUCAAUUUUUCAGAAUAUUUAAUUAAUUAUUAAUUGAAAAAAAUUAAGUGUUAACUUCUUGUUGUAUACUGUUUCUGUAAUAGACCAGAUGUAAGCUAUAAAGAUGGUUUAAAUAAUGCGCGCCUAAAAGUCGGCCAUGUUUGAUGCUUGUGCGACGACCUUAUCCCAGCCGUCUAUUAAUCUACAGACCUUGAUUUCUAAUGUACGGAGUUGACUCUCCUUCUUUCUAGUCUUCUUGAUUUACACACAUGCAAACAAGAUGGCCGCCAAUGGCCUGCGCAGUAGAUUUUUAUUUUCGACCGAGGCAUGGACAUACCUGUAUAUUUCUACCAUGCGUAUGCAUUACAUUAUCACCUACAUUGAAUUAGUUGAAUUAGGAUUAUAAAUAAUUUUGAAGAAAAAUUUUGAUCUUUGUCUUAUACACGUCGUUGAAGACACAAUCAUGAAAGAUAUUGAACUACAAGAAAAAAAAGUGUUCAUAUUGACAACGGCAGUGGAUUCUUUUGAAAAUCCUACAUCUGUCGUUUCUAGAAUUUGAAUAAUUUAUUUUUUAUUUAACGAUUUACAUUCCAAUAGUGUAAAGUGCGCAGUGUUGGGGUGACUCUGCAGUUAUUAGUCUGAUAGACAUUCGUAGAAUUUCAACUUAAAGUUAAAAAACUUAGAAGAAAUGAACAACAUAGAAAAUAUUAUUCCCAUACCAGAAGGUCAAAGUCAAGCAGAUUUUAUAAAAAAUGAUUUAGGUUUCAAUAUUGAUACAAAUGAUCCAUUGACCAAGGCGGCUUUAAGUGAUUCAGUAGAAAAUGAAAAUAUGGAUAUAUUGGGCAGUGGUGAAUUAAUGAAAAAAACAUUAAUUAAAGGAGAAAUAAAUACACGACCGGGGCGUUUAGAUUUGUGUGUUGUUGAUAUUGAUGGAAAACUUGAAGAUGGAACAAAAGUUGAAAACUUCACUGAUUAUAAAAUUCAGUUGGGUGAUGUUGAAGUUGUUCAGGGACUCGAUUUGGCAAUAGCACUCAUGGAUGUCGGGGAGGUUGCUGAAAUAACAGUUUUUCCAAGAUUCGCGUAUGGUAACCUUGGGAGAGAUCCUGAUAUUCCAUCAAGUUCCAAAAUCAUCUACAAUGUUGUUUUAAAAUCUGUUACUAUGGAGCCAGAAAUUGAUGAAAUGAGUUACGAAAAAAAAAAAGAAUUCGCAGACAAAAAACGAGAGAGAGGUAAUUGGUGGUUUUCUAGAAAUGAGCCAGUAUUGGCAAUCCAAUGUUAUCGAAGAUCCCUGGAUUAUCUUCAACCUUCAGUUGAUAAUAGCAAUAAAACAUCUCAAAAUAAAAUUACAGAUUCACAGUUGCAAGCUCUCUUUGCCGACAGAACAAAAGUUUAUAAUAAUUUAGCAGCAGCACAAAUAAAAACUGAAGCAUAUGAUACUGCUUUGGAAAGUGUUGAUAAUGUAUUGAGAGCUGAACCUGAAAAUAUCAAGGCAUUAUUUAGAAAGGGUCGAAUACUGACGAGAAAAUGUGAAACCAAAAGAGCAAUAUUAACAUUUGAAAAGGCAGCAAAAUUGGAUCCAGAAUCAAAAGCAAUUACGCAAGAAUUAUCAGUUCUUAGACAAAAACUUGUCAAUGAAUCUGUCGAACAAAAAAAGUUAUACAAAAAAAUGUUGGGAUCACCAAAAAAAAUUGAAAAUAUGUCGUCAACGGCAUCAUCAAAAUUUAAAAACAAACUUGCUGUCUGGAGCCUUUUUGGAGGAACACUUGCAGCUGUUGCUGGUGUUAUUGUUUACAAAUUUGCAUUCUAGUUUUCAACUUUUAUUCGAGUUUUGAAAAAUUGAUUAUCAACUUCUAAAUUUAUGCAUUAUAUUAUUGAUCUCUCGAUGUUUUUGUUUUGAUAUUAAAAAAAAAGAUCACUGAGUUUUUACAAAUUUUUCGAUAAUAUAUUUUCAAUAAAGAAAUUUCAAUUAGAAAGAAAAAU